Hevea brasiliensis (rubber tree) is the source of this 1582-nucleotide messenger RNA. RefSeq names its product short-chain dehydrogenase TIC 32 B, chloroplastic. The coding region runs from base 328 to 1320 and encodes 330 amino acids. The record is from RefSeq and is a predicted model, not a curated record. The transcript is spliced from 8 exons. Lineage: Eukaryota; Viridiplantae; Streptophyta; Magnoliopsida; Malpighiales; Euphorbiaceae.
AAGACAGGAAAUAAUGGUGCAUUUCUGUGAUCACUAAACUUAAAAGAUCUGCUAGCGUAUGGACCAUCCAAAGAAGGUGGUCUCAAACAAUCAUUUCACUGCUGGUGUAAUAGUCUAUGACAUUUCUAGCAUAUAUUAGAGCUAAUUGGUCAAUGGCCACCCACUUAAAAUAAGGCUUUCAUCACUAUAAAAUUCUUGGGUUCCUUAUUGGGUGCACAUAUAAGUCCUCUAUAUAUGUGUGUGUAUACAUAUAUAUUUUAGGUCUCAACUUUCAAGGUUAAAGGUCUUCUCUUGGUGUCCAAGAUUGUAAGCAACAGCAUACUGCUCAUGAAGGAAACACUGAGGUACUUGGCAGGCAUUGCAGGCCCAAGUGGUUAUGGCUCAAACUCAACAGCUGAGCAAGUCACUCAAGAUUGCGCCUGCUUAGUCCCUUCCAAUUUAACUGCUAUCAUCACUGGGGCUACCUCAGGCAUUGGAGUUGAAACUGCUAGAGUAUUGGCUAAGAGAGGUGUGAAACUGGUGAUUCCGGCAAGAGACUUGAAAAAAGCAGCUGAAGUGAAGGAAGGUAUACAGAAGGAGAUUCCAAAUGCGGAGAUUAUAAUAUUUGAGACUGAUUUAAGUUGCUUUGCUUCUGUGAAGAGAUUUUCUUCUGAUUUUCUUGCUUUAGGACUACCCCUUAAUAUUCUCAUAAACAAUGCUGGGAUAUUUUCUCAGAAUUUGGAAUUCUCUGAAGACAAAAUUGAGAUGACAUUCGCUACAAAUUACUUGGGACAUUUUUUGUUGACAGAAUUGCUAUUAGAAAAAAUGUUAGAAACAGCAGCAGAGACAGGCAUCCAGGGAAGAAUCAUAAAUCUUUCUUCUGUAAUUCACAGUUGGGUGAAGAGAGAUUCUUUUUGCUUCAAUCAAAUGCUAAAUCCAAAGAGUUACAAUGGCACACGUGCGUAUGCUCAAUCCAAAUUGGCAAAUAUAUUACAUGCCAAGGAAAUGGCUAGACAGCUGAAGGCAAGGAAUGCAAGAGUAACAAUCAACGCAGUGCAUCCAGGCAUUGUCAAAACAGGAAUAAUUAGAGCUCACAAGGGUUUUAUCACAGAUUCCCUGUACUUCAUUGCGUCCAAGUUACUAAAAUCAACAUCUCAGGGUGCAUCAACCACAUGUUAUGUUGCCUUGAGUCCAGAGACAGAAGGUGUAAGUGGCAAAUACUUUGCAGACUGUAAUGAAAGCAGCUGCUCAGCUCUGGCCUGUGAUGAAUCUGAGGCGCAGAAACUCUGGAGGCAGACCAGAGCACUCAUCCACAGACGACUCUGUCAGCCACCAGCUUGAUAUAUGUGUAUAUAUAUACGCUUUAAAACUACAAUUUUUAGAAGCCAUAUUGUAUAUAAACUUGUGUAUUUAGAUGCAAUUUAAUUAUAGGAUUAGGUAACUAAUGAUAAUAUUUUAGUUUUAGACGGAAAAGAAAAGGGGUUGUUCCUUUCUCAGAUAUUCUAUAACUAGUUGUAUAAUUCCUGAAUUUACAAAAAGCAAUUGUGUAGUGAGUUUAAUCAUAAUCAAUUAUGACAUCGUUAUGAUGUCAUAUUAUUAUUAA